Messenger RNA from Notechis scutatus (mainland tiger snake), 3322 nucleotides. It is a transcript of the gene RHOBTB2, whose product is annotated as Rho related BTB domain containing 2. Gene Ontology annotation, molecular function: GTPase activity; protein binding; GTP binding. Gene Ontology annotation, biological process: small GTPase-mediated signal transduction. Lineage: Eukaryota; Metazoa; Chordata; Lepidosauria; Squamata; Elapidae. The record is from RefSeq and is a predicted model, not a curated record.
UUCUUGAAGAGACGAAGAAGAGAUGGCAACCGGAGACAAAAGUGCUGACAAACGGAAAACUAAGAUGAACCAUACGCUGUCCCAAUUAAUGGAUUCUGACAUGGAUUAUGAAAGGCCAAACGUAGAAACCAUCAAGUGUGUUGUGGUUGGGGACAACGCAGUGGGCAAGACUCGGCUCAUCUGUGCCCGCGCAUGUAAUGCCACAUUGACUCAAUAUCAGCUCCUUGCUACCCAUGUGCCCACCGUCUGGGCUAUUGAUCAGUACCGUGUUUGCCAGGAGGUACUGGAACGUUCCCGAGAUGUUGUAGAUGAUGUUAGUGUUUCCUUAAGGCUUUGGGAUACCUUUGGGGACCAUCACAAAGACAGACGCUUUGCUUAUGGAAGAUCUGACGUCGUAGUAUUAUGUUUCUCCAUUGCUAAUCCAAACUCCCUCCACCAUGUGAAGACCAUGUGGUACCCUGAGAUUAAGCAUUUCUGUCCCAGGGCACCUGUCAUCUUGGUAGGCUGCCAGCUCGACCUCCGCUAUGCUGACCUGGAAGCAGUGAACCGAGCCAGGAGACCUUUAGCCAGGCCAAUCAAACCAAAUGAAAUUCUUCCCCCGGAGAAGGGGCGAGAGGUAGCCAAAGAGCUGGGCAUCCCUUACUACGAGACCAGUGUAGUAGCCCAAUUUGGCAUCAAGGAUGUCUUCGACAACGCCAUCCGAGCUGCCCUCAUCUCCCGGCGGCAUCUCCAGUUCUGGAAAUCCCACCUCCGUAAUGUUCAACGGCCGUUGCUCCAGGCCCCUUUCUUGCCUCCCAAGCCUCCUCCUCCCAUCAUCGUCGUCCCCGACCCCCCUUCUAACAAUGAAGAGUGCCCGGCCCAUCUGCUGGAAGACCCUCUGUGUGCAGAUGUCAUCCUGGUGCUGCAAGAGAGAAUCAAAAUCUACGCGCACAAGAUCUACCUCUCCACCGCCUCCUCCAAGUUCUACGACUUGUUCCUGAUGGACCUGGACGAGGGGGGCCAAGAGGAGAUGGCAGGCAGCAGCCUCAGGAUGGGGGCCGCGGAGCGGACGGUUCCUCAGGAACGACACCACCACGGGCGGGAAUUCCUCUUGAGGGCUGCUAGUUUCGACAUCUGCGAGAGUACUGAAGAAGCUGGCUCCGGCCAGCAAAAACCGUGCCUUAGAGCCUCCACCAGCGAUGGGAUUUUGCGGGGCAAGAACUACGGGGAACGAGGGCUAAAGCGGGGGAGGCUCCUCUCCUCCUGGAGCCGUGCCUUUGUCAGCAUCCAGGAGGAGAUGGCAGACGACCCCAUGACCUACAAACCCCGGCUGAUGGUAGUAGUGAAGAUGGACCCUUCCAUCCAGCUGGGACCGUUCAGGGCCGUCCUCAAAUAUCUCUACACCGGGGAACUGGAUGAGAACGAGAGGGAUCUCAUGCAUAUCGCCCACAUUGCUGAGCUGCUCGAAGUCUUUGACCUCAGGAUGAUGGUGGCGAACAUCCUCAACAACGAGGCGUUCAUGAACCAGGAGAUCACCAAAGCCUUCCACGUCAGGAGAACCAACCGGGUGAAAGAAUGUCUGGCCAAGGGGAAUUUCUCGGAUGUCACUUUUAUACUGGAUGAUGGUGCUAUCAGUGCCCACAAGCCCUUGCUGAUCUCCAGUUGUGACUGGAUGGCUGCCAUGUUUGGGGGUCCGUUUGUUGAGAGCUCAACUCAGGAGGUAGUGCUACCAUACACCAGUAAGAGUUGCAUGCGAGCCGUGCUUGAGUACCUGUAUACUGGCCAGUUUUAUUCUUCUUCAGACCUUGAUUACAUGAAGCUCAUCAUCUUGGCCAACCGCUUGUGUCUGCCACACCUGGUUGCACUGACAGAACAGUUCACUGUGUCUGGUUUGAUGGAAGCAACGCAGAUGUUAGUGGAUAUAGAUGGUGAUGUUCUUGUGUUCCUGGAGCUGGCUCAGUUCCAUGGUGCCUACCAGCUUGCCGAUUGGUGCCUCCACCAUAUCUGCACCAACUACAACAAUAUCUGUCGCAAGUUUCCUCGGGAAAUGAAAGCAAUGUCAGCAGAAAAUCAGGAUUAUUUUGAGAAGCAUCGGUGGCCCCCCGUUUGGUACCUCAAGGAAGAGGAUCACUUCCAGAGAGCCAGGAAAGAGCGCGAGAAGGAAGACUACCUCCAUCAGAAAAGGCAGCCGAAGAGACGGUGGCUCUUCUGGAAUGCCUCUUCCCCUUCCUCGUCGGCAGCCACAGCUUCCUCCUCCUCCUCCUCCUCCUCCUCUUCCUCUGCUGUGGUUUGAGGGCUGCACUGCCGAUCUGCUCCGAUGGCUGUGAGAAGGAGGGGAGCCGACUGGCGCCUGGCAUCCCCAAGGCGUGGCAAGAGGCCACAGGCCGAGGCCUUUCAGCGGAGAAAAUCAGCAUGAAUGUCCCUGAGAGGCUGAUGAGGAAAAAAAAACCUCCGAAGGAGAGCAACUCAGGAGCCAGAAUUAUCCAACCAUCUCAUCCAGAGCUCUGGGUGGCCUCCCUUCCCUGCCUUGGCUAAGUCUAGAAGCACAGCAGAUGGAGGCCACCGACCAGUGGAACGGAGAGCGGCUCCGUUUUCUUUCCAAGAGGCUCAACUCAUCUCGCGGGACUGCACCUCCCUUUUGCAGAAAUGCUGGAGGGGGCGAGCGUUUUGUUUUUUUGUUUUUUUUUAAAUAUAUAUAUAUAUAUAUAUAUGGGGGGGGAAACAAUUACUCCAAGAAAGAUGGAGCCCUUCUGUGUUUUUUUUUUUUUAAUUUUCCCCUUUGCAAAAGAAAAAAGAAAAAGUUUUCUUAAAAAAAGAAAAGUAUUAUGUAUCUCACAUCGACCAUCCUCUGCACCUUAUACAUUUCAAGCCGCUACAGAUGCUGCGUGACCCAGGACUUUUGUUUUUUGUUUUUUUCCUUCUGGGUUUCCUUCCCGAUGGCCAAAGGGCCACGUUAUUUUGGUUGCACUUAAUGACUACCCAGGCACUUAUCCCCUAGAUGUUUUGCUUUGAGCAAGGCAUGUAUCCUGACAGCAAACAGCUGGGGUCUCUCUGCUCCUGAAAAGCGGACACCCCUAUGGAGAAGACGAUGGCCAAGAGAAGCACAGACCCUCCCAUGGGGUUCAAGGGCAAGAGGGAGGGGAGGAAAUGACCCUAGAAUAGGAGGGGGGAAAAAACCAGCCUGGCAAGGCUGGGAAGCUGCUGCUCCCUCCCCACUUCCCCCCCGCUUAAUUUUGCAACACAAUCUACAAACUGACUAAACAUGGCGGAUUAGGAGAAAAAUAUGAGGAAGAGAAAUGCCCGCUAUAAUGCUUGAGGAUGCACUGUGUAUGAGAGAGUAUAA